Exophiala aquamarina CBS 119918 is the source of this 495-nucleotide messenger RNA. RefSeq lists its product as uncharacterized. The transcript has 3 exons. The coding region runs from base 1 to 495 and encodes 164 amino acids. The record is from RefSeq and is a predicted model, not a curated record. Lineage: Eukaryota; Fungi; Ascomycota; Eurotiomycetes; Chaetothyriales; Herpotrichiellaceae.
AUGGUUCGGCAACAACGUUGGUUCCAAGUGGAAGUGGCCCUCCGGAAGAAGCUCCCAGAUAUGUUCAUAGUGCUUGAAAGGCUUCAGGAACAUGUUGACUUUUGGACAUUGUGUGACGAAGAGAAGAUUGCUGAACAGUUCAGGGGCCUGCGCACAGAACGGGAGCGCUUCAACGCUAUUGUGGGAUCUAAUAUUGUCCUCCCGGAGGAUCCAAUUAUUCUAAAUAAUGAAGGAAAUGACGCUCAUAUCACUGUAGAAGGGCUUAAUUUGGAGGAUGUCCAAAGCGACAGCGAUGGAAGCGUUGUGUUUGAACUUGAGCGCCCACCCAAAAAGAGAAACAAGAAGAAGAAGAAGAAGAAGAAGAAGAAGAAGAAGAAGAAGAAGAAAGCAAACCAAAACGAGUAUAGAUUCCCAGACUAUGAUCGACGCCCAUUCCGCUUCAAAGGAGCUCUCCAGCCUUCCGUCGACGAUGCAGUCAGAAGACUUGAGUACUGA